AUGUUUCCAAGUGACAUGGUCUUGGGGAUUUUCCUCACAUCUGAGUUCUGCAUCGGCUUCAUAGGGAACUCAUUGUUCUUCCUAUAUUAUGUGUACAUCUUCUUAGAUAAGCAUUAUCUGAAGAAAUCUACAGAUGCAAUUGUCAUGCACCUGACAAUAGUCAAUACUUUGACAAUUGUCUUCUUGUUGAUACCUGAUAUUGCAUCAUCCUUUGGAGUGAGACGUCUUCUCAAUGAUGCUGGUUGUAAGGCAGUCUUGUAUAUCCACAGAGUUACCCGGGGACUUUCCAUCUGUACUACAUCUUUUCUGAGUACAUUUCAAGCCAUCACCAUCAGUCCCAGUAACUCUAAGUGGGCGUGGUUGAAACCUAAACUCUCUACAUGGAUCUUUCCCUCUUUCUUUCUCUUCUUGGUCAUCAACAUGCUCAUUUACAUUCAUCUCAUUCAUACUGUAAUAGCCAGGAACAAUGACAGUCAUGCUGUCCGGGGUUAUAUUCACGCUUUCUGUAAGAACAUAGAGUUUAGGGUUGACUCAUGGCAAUUUUUCUUUGUCUUACUCACUCGAGAUCUCUUCUUUGUUGUCCUCAUGAUGUCAACCAGCCUCUACAUGGUGAAUCUCCUUUUCAGACAUCAUAGGAGAACCCAGCAUGUCCACAGCCAGAGCCUCUCCUCCCAGCCAUCUCCUGAAACCAAAGCCACUCACAGCAUCCUUUUGCUGGUAAUUUGCUUUGUGUUCUUUUAUUGGUUGAGUAAUAUUGUCACCAUUUAUCGAUUCUAUACUUCUGAGAAAAUUCUGAGACUGGAAGGAGUUAAUGCUAUUUUAUCAUCCUGCUACCCAGCCAUGUGUCCUUUCAUACUCAUGAGGAAUAAAAAGAUUAUUUUGAAGUUUUCUGCCAGCAAUGCAAAUCUGACUCCUGCCCCUCUGCGCUCUGUGUCUGCCGCCUGGCUCCGCGCCCACCUCUGCCCCACCUGGCAGCCAGACACCCUGCCACGCCGCACCUGCUUCCCUGCCCAGAUCACGUGCACAGAUCGAUCCCUGCAUGCAGAAGCUUAA
Messenger RNA from Jaculus jaculus (lesser Egyptian jerboa), 1053 nucleotides. RefSeq names its product vomeronasal type-1 receptor 3-like. NCBI's taxonomy places the organism in Eukaryota, Metazoa, Chordata, Mammalia, Rodentia, Dipodidae. Bases 1 to 1053 code for a protein of 350 amino acids. Gene Ontology annotation, cellular component: membrane. The record is from RefSeq and is a predicted model, not a curated record. Gene Ontology annotation, biological process: G protein-coupled receptor signaling pathway. Gene Ontology annotation, molecular function: pheromone receptor activity. The transcript has 3 exons.